Schistosoma rodhaini is the source of this 1641-nucleotide messenger RNA. The record is from the annotation of a GenBank genome assembly. NCBI's taxonomy places the organism in Eukaryota, Metazoa, Platyhelminthes, Trematoda, Strigeidida, Schistosomatidae.
AUGAUGUUGCAUACACCAUUUAUUAAUUUUAUAUUGUUGAUAUUUCUCUUAGCAAUUAAAUUAUUCUUUAUUCAAUGUAAUAAUAUACCAUCUAAUCCUAAUAUUCAUCCAUCAUAUAAUAUAAGAAAUCAACCAAAUAUACCCUAUCAACAAAUUCAAGAUCCAAAUAUUCCACAAGAUCUUAAACAUGAUCAUUCGAAUCAACCAAAUUAUCGAUCAUCAUCAUCAUCAUCCUCGUCAUCAUCGUUGCCGUCAUCAAUACCAAUUAAUAAUCAUUUAAUGAAUAUCACCAAUUUAACUGAUUUUAAUCAACAAACUAAAUUACAAGAUGAAAUUUAUUCAAAAACAUCAAUGAGAGAUCGUAUAGUUAAUUUAAUUAUGUCAAAAUAUCGUAGUUAUGAACGUCCACCAGAUGGUGGUAAUGCUACUAUAGUUACUGUAAAUAUGAAAGUAUUAGCUAUAUUUUCUAUUGAUGUACGUACAAUGGAUUAUUAUAUUGAUUUAUUAUUAAGACAAGUAUGGCGUGAUCGUCGUUUAUCAUGGUAUGAUAUACCAGAAUAUUCACAAUUUAAUGAACCAUUAGUUUCACCUAAAUUAAAAGAACAAUUAUGGUUACCUGAUUUAUUUUUUCGUAAUGGUAAAGAUGGUUAUUUACAUAAAUUAACAUUACCUAAUUAUUUAUUACGUGUACAUCCAAAUGGUAAUGUAUUAUAUAGUCAAAAAAUAACAAUGAGAUUUUCAUGUCAAAUGCAUUUACAAACAUUUCCUAUGGAUAAUCAACAUUGUCAUAUUAAUAUUGGUAGUUAUGGUUAUACAUUAAAUGAAUUAAAAUUUGUAUGGAAUAAUAAUAAACCAGUUGAAUUAGCUGAAAAAUUACAACUGUCAGAAUUUGAGACUCCGAAGGAAUUCAUUACAAAUGAUUGUUCAUCGGGAUAUUCAACAUCCACCGGACAAUAUACAUGUUUAAAUGCAACAUUUGAAUUACAAAGACAAUUAGGUAGUUAUUUAGCAACAACAUAUAUACCAAAUGUAUUAAUUAUUAUGGUAUCAUGGUUAAGUUUUUGGGUAAAUGUAGAUUCAGCACCAGCACGUGUACCAUUAGGUUUAUUAAGUUUACUUGGUAUAUUAACUCAAGCUAUAAGUGUAUCAUCUACAUUACCAAGAGUAUCAUAUAUUAAAGCAAUUGAUAUAUGGAUGAUAUUUUCUAUUAUAUUUGUUAUAGGUGUAUUAGUUGAAUAUGCUAUAGCAUUAACUAUAUUAAGACGUAAACAAUGUGAAACAUGGCAUGAAGAUGUUAAAGAAAUUGUUAGAGAUGAAUUAACACGUUGGUGUACUAUAUGUCAACAACAACAAUUAAUACAAUUACAAAAUUCACAUCAUUUAAAUAGGGGACAAUUAGAAUUUCGUGAAGAAUUAGAAUAUUUAUUAACAAAUCAAUUCAUUGAUAAUACAAAUACUACUAAUACUAAUACUAAUAAUACUACUUAUAAUCAAAAUAAAGAGAAAUUAAGACCUAAACGUCCACCUGGAUUAAUUGAAUCAGAAAUUGAUACAUAUAGUAGAUUUUUAUUUCCAGCAUGUUUUGUAUUAUAUAAUUGUUUUUAUUGGUGUUAUUUCUUAAUUAUUGUUAAUCAAAUUUGA